AGAAGAUUUCGCAGCCCACGACUUCCUCGGCAGCCGGGUUCGGUUACGACACUUCGCCGCUUCAAGGCGCAGUAUGGAAGCCCACGCCCUUCAAUGUGCUGUUUUGUUGGCAGUUAUCCUCAUCGGUGUCACGGACGCUCAGGGUGGCUUCCUGGAACGCCCAUGCAGUCCCCGAGAGGUGUACCUCCAGUGCGGCACUGCUUGCCCGCGCAUUUGUGGACGGCCAGCACGCACCUUCUGCACGUACCAGUGUGUGAGCGGGUGCUUCUGCGCCCGUGGAUUCAUACGGACGUCAAACGGAAACUGCAUCCCCGAGAACCAGUGCUACUAUAGAGGAUGAACAGUAUUCAUCGGCAUAAAACCAUAUUUUUUGCCUACCAUGUGCGAGAGAGUAAUUUCGCUCGAGCGCACGACGUAG
This is a messenger RNA of Dermacentor andersoni, 418 nucleotides long. The record is from RefSeq and is a predicted model, not a curated record. Lineage: Eukaryota; Metazoa; Arthropoda; Arachnida; Ixodida; Ixodidae.